Messenger RNA from Aspergillus nomiae NRRL 13137, 2988 nucleotides. RefSeq lists its product as uncharacterized. NCBI's taxonomy places the organism in Eukaryota, Fungi, Ascomycota, Eurotiomycetes, Eurotiales, Aspergillaceae. Gene Ontology annotation, molecular function: zinc ion binding; DNA-binding transcription factor activity, RNA polymerase II-specific. The transcript is spliced from 4 exons. Gene Ontology annotation, biological process: regulation of DNA-templated transcription. Bases 1 to 2988 code for a protein of 995 amino acids. The record is from RefSeq and is a predicted model, not a curated record. Gene Ontology annotation, cellular component: mitochondrion.
AUGCCGUUUCCCGGUGGCGGAUGCCAAACAUGUAGAGAUCGACGAAUCAAGUGUGAUAAGGCCCAACCAAUCUGUCAACGAUGCAUAAAAUCCCGGCGAACAUGCUAUGGCAUGCGGGAUCACCAAGUCUGGCAUACGGAGAAUGCUUAUGCAAGCCGCCAGGAGAAGCGCCCUAGAGGGCCUCGCUCGAUGAAAAUGAAUCUAACUGUGUCUUACAAGCCUGCCGAUCUAAAAACAUACGCAGUUGCAUACUUUAUGCAUAACUAUCUGCAGGCGCCGCAUAAUGUUCCCGAUAUUGUCAAGGAUGUCACUAGAGGAUGUAUAGCCGUGCUUCCGUCAGCACCGUGGUGUUCAAUCCUCGACCUAGCGGUAUCCUCUUUGGCUCUAGCUAUAUUUUCGAGGACCCAAAAUUACCCUCGCGCUACUGUAGUGGCGUCUGCCACGUAUCAUCGACUUCUGCAGGUAGCGCAAACUGCGAUACAUUAUCUGACACCCGAGAAUGUUGACUCGUGUCUGCUUGCGGUCUUCUUUAUGGGUCGCUACGAGGACUCGGUAUACCACCCACCGACCAAGUACCCAUUUAUACAUGCCUCACCGAGCUUCUCACAUCAUGAUGGAGCGUGGGCAAUCUUGAAGGUGUGGAAUGACCAGUUAAGCGCCGAUCGGCCCGCGACGAAUGUUAUUAAGCAUACUAGACGGGGUCUACUCAGAUCGGCCCUCAUGCGAAAUCUAGCACUGCCACGUUGGGUGCAUGAUGGUACUUUCUUCACUGAGCAUGGCCUUGAACUUGAAUACGACCGAAUUAUCACAGGCCUCCUGAACCUCCGCCAUCGGUUGUUCACUCUCAUCAACGAGAUUACCGCUCGGGGUGCAUGUCAAAAAACCGAGUUAAUUUCCAUACUCGAACAGCUUGAUGAAGAGUCGCGCACCCUCGAUCUAGACUUAGAGACGUGCAUUUCCCAUGUCCCUGAUGCAUGGCACCAGGUUCAAGAACAUACGCUAUCAAACGCGGACCUGCCGUCUUGGCCAUCUGCAAAUUUCUAUGCCCCCACACUAUACAGCUAUCCCAGUCCAGCAUAUGCAGCUUUUUGGGGUCAAUACAAUGCUACAAGAAUGCUUAUCAAGAGUACGCGGUUAAGAAUCCUCGCCCUCCAUAAUCCAGAUAAUUCAUCCCUGAAGGAAAAGCUUCUUUCCGAUAUACAGUCUGUAUCUGAAGCUCUGGCGGCAAUUGUACCCUUUGCGCUUCAAAGAUUCAAAUUAGUCGAGAACACGCUUUCAUCAGCAUCUCCUGGUGUAUCCAUCACACUGAAUCUAAAGGAAGAAAUUAAACCAGCGGACGCUAGUCUGGUUGUCUGGCCGCUCACCAUUGUGUCAGGCCUUAAUGAAUUGGCGAAGAGACACGUCCGUUUUGACGUUGAUGAGCUCGCCCGCCUAGCUGUUCGGGCUGCAGAGGCGGCAAGUAAUGGGCCGCGAACGUGCAUCAGCAUUGAAAAAAUGGCAGACGGAAUGCACAAUAAGGCUAUACGCUUCACAAUGGACAACGGGUUUCAAGCAGUGGGCAAAGUUCCGAAUCCGAAUGCUGGGCUUCCGCACUUCACCACUGCCUCUGAAGUCGCUACGAUGGACUUCAUGAGCAACGUCCUCGGUACGCCAGUUCCAAAAGUUCUUUCGUGGAGUUCUUCGACCGACAAUCCUGUUGCGGCGGAGUACAUCCUCAUGGAGAAUGCACGCGGCGUACCACUGAGUAGCCUGUGGGACAAACUUGGCGCGCCGGUCAAGUUCAAGGUUCUUGAAAAAGUCGCCUCCUACCAGAAGCUCUGGUCCCAGGUUUGCUUUUCGCAGUAUGGGAGUCUGUACUACCGAAGUGACCUCGACCAGUCAAGUCCCAACCUCCGGUACACCGAUAAAGAUGGGAAUCACGCCGUCGAUGAGAGGUUCGGUGUUGGGCCUUCGGUGAGUCGGCAGAAUAUCGAUGAUGGCAGGGCAAAGCUUGAUUUUGACCGAGGCCCCUGGGAUACCGUAGACGCUUAUGAACGAGCGACUGGAGAGCGCGAAGCUUAUUGUAUCAAAAGUAUGGAGCAAUUACCACGAUCGCCCAUUGCUAUUCACUAUUCGGGGACGUACCAGCCGUCGCGCGAGACAAAGCUUUUCGCGAUCGAGAGCUACCUCAAAGUGGUCAAUCUCUUACUACCCGAGGACGACGACAUAUCAGCGUCCUGUAUCUGGCAUGACGACUUGCAUAUCGAGAAUGUCUUUGUCAAUCCAGAGGAUCCAUCAGAGAUAUGCGCCUUCAUUGAUUGGCAAUCGACAGAACUCGCCCCGCUAUACCAUCACACCAUCGAGCCGUAUAUCCUAGACUACAAUGGCCCACCACUCGAAGGCCUCCUCGACCGACCGGAGCUCGCCGACGUCAAAGCGCUGUUCCAGGAUGAACACGACCAAGCAAUCGCAACCCGCAAAGCGGAGUCCUUGUUUACUAGCAUGUCUCUGCUCGCGCUUUACAGAUACCUACUUCACAAAAGAAUUCCUCGAUUGUUCAAGGCUCUUGAGUUCCGGCAGACAAACUGCUUUGACUUACUUCUGUUCGCACGGAACCUUCUUGUCGACGGCGAGGCUACCUACCUCGGACUCCUAGCCAAGCAGCAAGAGGAGAAUUGGGCUGGUGUCCCGAGGAUAUUGAGGACUGGAACAAAGGCACCGCUUACGUUCUCGCACGAUGUUCUCCGGAAGAUCAAAUCUGAUAGCGCAGGCGCUUCGGCAGCAAUGGCGCUGAUGGGAGACGUGCAGCGCAUGAUCGGUAGCCAGUAUUUCCAGGGGCGGGGAUUAGUGAGCCACGCGCAAUUCGCGGAGCUCGAACGAAUUCUCCCAAAGGCGAGAGAUGACUUUGUGCGGGCGCAUGCGCGCAACGAGAAAGAAGAGCUGGAGCUCUCUCGCGCAUGGCCAUUCGAUUUACCGGACCGCGGUGCGCAAAGAAACGCAAUAGCUUGA